AUGAUUGACAUUUUUGACCUUUUGAAAAUGGACGAGAAGAAAAAGGAUUUUUACAACUUCGUUGAUAAUAUGCACAAAAAAAAUGAGGAAAUGCACAAGAUAUUGGAUAUAAAAGAAAAAAUAAAAAAAGAAGAGCACAAAAAAAUUGAAGAGUCUGAGAGACUUAUAAAAAAUAAUGGUAUUUAUAUAGACACUGUUGACGAUGUACAAAAAGAUAAAGAAUUCAGUUACCUAAAUUUAAAGAAGGAAAUAUCUAUGCAAAAAAGGAAAUUACAAAAUGUGAGCACUCUGUUGAGUGAUCUACCUGAUUCUAUUCAGGGGAAAGAACAAAAAUAUGAAGAAUUCAAAAAAAAAUCAAGAAGAGAAAUAAACGAAAUAAUGGAGUCGUUAGAAUCCUCUGUUUACGCAGGAAGUAUUUAUGAAAUGUGGGAUAAAAUAAAAGUUUGUCAAAAAAGCACAGAUGAAUUAAACAGUGCAAUAAAAGACACAUACAGUGAAUUAUCAUCAUUAAAUAAAGAGUAUAAUGACUGCAAAGAUAAAUUUCAAAAUCUACUCGAAUUGGAAAAGAACAAAAAUAAAAAAUUAAAAAAGAUAUCUGUGACGCUACAGUUUAUUCAAAAUUUAAAAAAAGGCGUGAACGAAAAAACAAACGAUGGGGAUUUAAAGAAAAAAUUAGAAGAAAUAAACGAUUUAUAUAAGUAG
Messenger RNA from Plasmodium malariae, 702 nucleotides. Its product is annotated as conserved Plasmodium protein, unknown function. NCBI's taxonomy places the organism in Eukaryota, Apicomplexa, Aconoidasida, Haemosporida, Plasmodiidae. The record is from RefSeq and is a predicted model, not a curated record. Bases 1 to 702 code for a protein of 233 amino acids. The transcript has 4 exons.